Messenger RNA from Culex pipiens pallens (northern house mosquito), 1121 nucleotides. RefSeq names its product UDP-glucosyltransferase 2-like. The transcript has a single exon. The coding region runs from base 133 to 780 and encodes 215 amino acids. The record is from RefSeq and is a predicted model, not a curated record. Lineage: Eukaryota; Metazoa; Arthropoda; Insecta; Diptera; Culicidae.
CAAGCCGUCGCGCCUUGGCUGGUCGCAUUUCCACUUGGUAGUUCCGGCCGGUAUAAAACUAAUUUUCGCGAGGCGCGCAUUUUCAGUUUUCGAUCGUGCGCUGGGCGGGACGUUACGAGUCUUGGUGUCAACAUGGGGACGGCCACACUGAGGGUGGUCAGUUUGAUCGCGACGGUUUUUGUGUUGAUGGCAUUUGUGGUGGAAAAUGGGAGUGGUUCCAGGAUAUUGGCGAUUUUUCCGUCGCCGGCGAAGAGUCACCAGAUAGUGUUUCGGGCGAUAGUGAAGGGACUGUUGGAGCGGGGACAUCACGUGACAAUGAUGAGUACGGAUCCGAUCGAGACGGACAAUCCGAAUAUUACGCAAAUUGACUGGAGCUUUGCACACAAGAUUAUCGUGGAAAACAUAGAUGUGGCCAAGUUGAGGCAGGAAAACUGUAAAACGCUGACGAUUUCGAAGCAACUGCUACAUGUUACAGAAAUGUUUGUGCGUGCUGAGAUGAACCAUCCGGAUGUUCAGCAGUUGAUCCGGAAUGCUGGUGAUGAGCAGUUUGACGUUUUGAUAGUGGAAUACUUCCAGAUGACGCCGUUCUUCGCGUUCGCUGAGCUGUUCAACGUGCCUAUGAUUGGAGUGACGUCGAUCGACUCGAUCUCGCAAGCCCACGAGGUCGUCGGAAACGUGGUGAAUCCUGUGAUCCAUCCGGAAAUAAGUCACAAGUUUUCCGUAAAUUUGAACUUUUUCCAACGGAUUGAUGCGUUAUUAACCUUCGGGAGGUCGCGCUAGUGUACUUUGUACACAACUUUUGAAAAUUGUUGAAAAAAAAUGUCUUUUCUUUAUUCAAAAUGCGUGAAACCCAGGUGUAUGCUCAAGUUACACAUUUUUCUAUAAGAAAACAUAUGAAAAGUCAAAUUUCUGGAGUAAAACCUAUUUUUAAUGAUCUUUUGAAAAAAAAAAAAUUUGGAUGUGUGUACAAAGUACACCGGCGCGACUGCUCGUGUGAGCUGCUUUUGUGCAAAUAUAAAAUAUUUGCAGUAAUUUGAAAAUAAUUCCAAAACAAAUGCUCUAAGAAGCAAACAAUGUCCAACAAAAUUGUAGGAGAGGUCUUAUAGAAUACCAUGAAUAAC